This is a messenger RNA of Sclerotinia sclerotiorum 1980 UF-70, 297 nucleotides long. RefSeq lists its product with no specific name. The record is from RefSeq and is a predicted model, not a curated record. Lineage: Eukaryota; Fungi; Ascomycota; Leotiomycetes; Helotiales; Sclerotiniaceae. Bases 1 to 297 code for a protein of 98 amino acids. The transcript has 3 exons.
AUGACAUUCCUUGCAUCCCUUGAAAUAUCCUCAAAAGCACCAAUCUUAGGGCAACCUUGUUGUGUUGAAACUUGUAACUGGCAUAUCCCGACAGGCGCAACAAGCGCAUCAAUUAUGUGCAGAAGAUGGGAAUAUAGCUAUAUGGCUGAGCAUCCAUCGAAGAUAUACCGUGCCAGAGGACGACGUACACCGAUGACGAGAAGAGCUAUGCUUGAAGCCCAACCAAGGAGACGAGGUUCUCCCAAAGACCCUCUCUCUUAUACCUUAAAUUGCUCGAAGUUUAAUGUUGGAAAUUGA